Molecule: messenger RNA, 915 nt
Organism: Hypoxylon trugodes
Lineage: Eukaryota; Fungi; Ascomycota; Sordariomycetes; Xylariales; Hypoxylaceae
Exons: 3
Coding region: 202-753 (183 amino acids)
Source: RefSeq, a predicted model, not a curated record
GAAGACCAAGUUGAACAUCGUACGAUUUUUUCUGUUGAUGAUGACGUGCCUAAAAAAUUGGUGUUAAGGCUCAAUGUCUAUAAGAAAGUAACCUCCCCCCGAUGUAUGCGCCUAGGUUCUCUUCAUGGGUAAUAAAGCAGAAAUCGCUGUUAAUUGAUUCGAGAAGUAACUCAACGCUUCCUAAGCAAUACCAACCAAACAAUGCUCAGCCGCGAAUCCCAUACCGAGCGGGGAGAUAAACUCGAGCAACAUUACUGGAGUCCUGAUGUGAGUGGACGGAGUCGUGACACCAACCACGAAUACGCCGAGCAUAGAGAUAUAGGUAGAAACUGCUUAUACUCAGCCACUGCCACGUCACCAAUAAGCGUAGCAGUCGUGGCUCUCGUCUCCGUUCUCGAGAUGAAUCUUUUUGACCGCCACCACAGCCGGUCAAGUUUAGAUCAGGCUUCCAUAGAUCCCAUAUUUUUUUUCGAGAAUUCAAAUUCCGUAUUCGCUCACUUUGCGAACCCAUCUAUCACUACCUUUAUUGCAUCAAUAGUUGUUUAUUGCGUGGCUAUUGGUUUAUAUUACUACCGCGGGGCUGGUUCGAGACAUCGAGACACAUUUCUUGUCGGCGGCGCAAGUAUCGGGACUCUGAUCGGGGCUAUAAGUGGCCUGGAUAUGCAAGGCAUUAUUUUUCGUGUCCUUCCUGGCUUCAUCUUAGCCACCACUCUGAUACAUUCCGUUAUUACGACAUCGGGCUUUCUGAAUUGAGUCGCGAUUGGAAGGCCCCUCUGGAUGACAUCAUGUCUCAGAUUGAUUACUUGGCAAAGAAGUAUGUAACAGCCGCUGAGAAUGGAAGUUCUGCCUGGUUUUAUACACGACAAAGUAUUGUGAGGUACUUAUAUACGUUAGGUACACCAGCAUACAUGUAUG